Messenger RNA from Saccostrea echinata, 459 nucleotides. Its product is annotated as ephrin type-A receptor 4a-like. Gene Ontology annotation, biological process: multicellular organism development; positive regulation of kinase activity; protein phosphorylation. Gene Ontology annotation, cellular component: signaling receptor complex. The coding region runs from base 7 to 459 and encodes 150 amino acids. The transcript is spliced from 3 exons. Lineage: Eukaryota; Metazoa; Mollusca; Bivalvia; Ostreida; Ostreidae. The record is from RefSeq and is a predicted model, not a curated record. Gene Ontology annotation, molecular function: transmembrane receptor protein tyrosine kinase activity; ATP binding.
AACGGAAUGCAAUACUUGGAGAGCAGAAAGAUAGUUCAUAGAGAUUUGGGAGCUAGAAAUGUUCCUCUAGACAGAGCAUUAACAGCCAAAGUGUCCGACUUUGGACUAGCAAGAUUGCUUGAUCCAGAGGACUCAACCUAUGCCUCAUCAGGUGGGCCUAUUCCCGUAAAGUGGACGGCACCAGAAGGAUUAGCUAGAAAUUUCUCAUCAAAGUCAGACGUUUGGUCUUAUGGAAUAGUUCUAAUAGAAAUCGUCACUAGAGGAGAGGACCCUUAUCCAGAUGUAUCGAAUUCUCCUUUGCAAAGAAAGCUUAGAGAGGGAUACCGUCAUCCUCAACCAAGGAACUGCUCCGAUGCCUUGUAUCAGCUGAUGCUGUCUCGCUGGAACUCUGAACCCUCUAAUCGAUCAAAUUUCUUAACAAUUGCUAGGAAAUUGGCAGAUAUCAAUGUUGAAAAAUGA